GUAGAGGACUGUUAGGUAAUGGUGCAGGUUAGAGUGAAAGAGGGGAUAUUAGAAGGAGAGGUGAUAAACAAUGAGUACGGUGGAAAGUUCUACAGCUUCAAGGGCAUUCCCUACGCCCAGCCGCCCGUGGGUGACCUGAGAUUCAAGGCUCCUCAACCGCCACGACCAUGGACCGGCGUACGAGAUGCGACGAAGCUGGGCGAAGAAUGUUACCACUUCGAUCCUUUCUUUGGCACCCCGACACAGGGUAGCGAGGACUGCCUGUACCUUAACGUAUACUCCCCCAACGUAUCCCCCCCUAAGCCUCUGCCCGUCAUGGUAUGGAUUCAUGGCGGAGGCUUUGUUUGUGGAAGCAGUUCCGAUGACUUAUAUGGACCACAGUUUUUAGUAAGACACGACGUCAUCUUAGUCACGAUAAACUACAGGCUCGAGGUGCUCGGCUUCCUCUGCCUAGAAACGGCGGAGGUGCCCGGUAACGCGGGCAUGAAGGACCAGGUGGCGGCGCUCAGGUGGGUGCGGACAAACAUCGCCAGCUUCGGAGGGGACCCCGACAAUGUUACGAUAUUCGGAGAGAGCGCGGGGGGAGCUAGUGUUUCACUUCACCUUCUGUCGCCCAUGAGUAAAGGGUUAUUCAAGAGAGCAAUAUCACAGAGUGGCACCUCCGCCUGCGCAUGGGCGACGACCACUAUGGUAAAAGAAAGGUCAUUGCAAAUGGCUAGAGCUAUGGGUUGCAAUUCCAAAGAUGAGAAGGAAGUAUACGAAUUUCUGAAAGUACAGCCCGUGGAAGCGUUUGUCGACAGACGCAUUAAACUGACAUACGCUGAAGCCAAUAAAGAAGCAGGUUUUAUAUACUUCAAUGUUGUUGAAGAAAAACAAUUCGGUGACAAUGAAAGGUUCAUGCCCGCCGCUCCGAUUGAUUUACUACGCGCUGGCAUUCACGAGGGAGUGGAAGUCAUCAAUGGUUACACAGAAGAUGAGGGAAUUUUGAUGCUGUCCAUCGGUCUGGACAUUCAGAAAAUACUAGAGCAAGCUAACAAUUAUCCUGAAUAUUUCGUACCUAUACCUAUAGUGAAUAGCUGUAAAAUUACAGACCAAAUAGAAGCAGGAAAAACGAUGAAGGCAUACUACUUUAAGGAUGAAGAAGUUUCCAUGAAUAAAGUAGAUCGUUUGUAUGGAUUUCUCGGCGCCGACAGCUUUAUAUAUCCUGCAAUUUUAUGGCAAAAACUUUGUGCAAAAAAUGGCAGCAAUAAGACAUAUUUGUACAAAUUUACCUGCAAAUCAGAAAGAAAUAUCCUGAAACACCUUCUGGGAGUGGGGCACGUGGUGGGUGACAAGGAUGUGGUCUGCCAUGCGGACGACUUGCCUUACCUAUUCCCUAUGAAAUUUUUUACACAAAAUAGUCCCAAACUUGAUACAAACUCUACAAUCUACAAGAUGAUCGAUCAAUUCACAAAGCUUUGGACGAAUUUCGCUAAAUAUGGAAACCCAACACCUGAUGCAAGUCUUGGUGCAAUCUGGAAGCCAUACACGUUGGACAAUCAAGACUUCUUGGACAUCGGAGAGCAUCUGGUGGCCGGCACUUCGCCCGACAAUGACGAAAUGCAAUUCUGGGAACGCAUCUAUCAGAAGUAUUGUUCAAAAUAUGCUCCGUGAACGACAAUAAAAUGUUUUACAAAAUUUAAUCGUUGUAGAGAUAAGAAUUUAUUUAAUUUGUAUUUAGUUGUUUAGUAUCACAGCAAACGACAAUGUCAACUAGUUGCUGAACUAUCUCUCAAGAAUAAAAAACUGUUAAAUCGUUAAUGCAGUAAGUUAAGUUAAGCAACUGUAUUGAUGUUAUUUUUAUCAAUAAAAACUUUCAUUGGACUACUUUGUAUAACGGUUCAUUGCUAUUAGUGUCAAGGAUUCAUACGCGAUAAACUGAUAACAAAAAAGUGAUAAGUUAAGAUCUCUUAACACUAAUAUCACAGUUCAUU
Messenger RNA from Papilio machaon (common yellow swallowtail), 1973 nucleotides. RefSeq names its product juvenile hormone esterase. The transcript has 3 exons. Gene Ontology annotation, molecular function: cholinesterase activity. The coding region runs from base 19 to 1653 and encodes 544 amino acids. NCBI's taxonomy places the organism in Eukaryota, Metazoa, Arthropoda, Insecta, Lepidoptera, Papilionidae. The record is from RefSeq and is a predicted model, not a curated record.